AAACGAAAUGAAAGAUAAUCUUACGUCAAGUAACGUCAACACAACUGUCAAAUCGUGAGACUCAGUGUAGCCUACGACAAUAAGUAACAAUCAUCAGCUGAUAACGAUGGCUUUCUUUUCUUGUGGGAGAUUGGCCAGCAAACCGGUGCUGUCUAGUUUAAGUAGGUUUCCUACGAUCAUAAGCACCGCUCAGUAUGCUCAAGCGGCUGGUGUUCCUAAAAUUACAUACAAAUCAUACGAACCACCGAAAUCGGAGCACCAUGAUAUCAGAAAUGAAAGACUCCAUCGUCCUAUGUCGCCACAUUUGACGAUAUAUGCACCACAGUUGACCAGUAUGUUGUCAAUUACUCAUCGAGCUGCAGGCAUGAUACUUUCCGGUUAUGCCAGCGCCCUUGGCAUCGGUGCUCUGGUCUUACCCAAUGACAUUUCUCACUACAUCGCCAUGAUUGAGGGCCUCAACAUGUCGCCUGCUACACUAUUCCUUGCAAAGGCGAUGAUAGCAGCACCUUUCGCUUACCACUUCGCCAAUGGGUGCAGACAUUUAUACUGGGACACGGCUAAGGGACUUACUAUUAAGGAGGUAUAUGCUACGGGCUAUGCAAUGCUCGCCGCAUCAUUAGUUAUUACGGUUUUCCUAGCUGCAUUAUAAUUAUGAAUAUCUUUCUCAUUAGCAAUCAAAAUUACGAACUGGGUGUUAUUUAUUUAUUACCAUAUUAAGUGAUUAAAAACAUCUUUUAAGCA
Molecule: messenger RNA, 741 nt
Organism: Plodia interpunctella (Indianmeal moth)
Lineage: Eukaryota; Metazoa; Arthropoda; Insecta; Lepidoptera; Pyralidae
Product: succinate dehydrogenase cytochrome b560 subunit, mitochondrial-like
Exons: 4
Coding region: 107-649 (180 amino acids)
Biological process (GO): tricarboxylic acid cycle; mitochondrial electron transport, succinate to ubiquinone
Cellular component (GO): membrane
Molecular function (GO): oxidoreductase activity, acting on the CH-CH group of donors; electron transfer activity
Source: RefSeq, a predicted model, not a curated record